AGCAGCGGGGGUUGCGAUUGCGCCAGGACAAGGGCGGGGUCGUCAAGCGCGGCGUAUUGAGUGUUCCCCAAAAACAACAUUCUCUGAUGUAAGUUGCGAUUCAAGCUGGCAUCAACGCGUGCCAGCUCGCCCAAUCUUACAAUGACCGUCCUCUCGAACUCGUCAAUUCAGUGAUUUUCUCUUCUCCUGUCUUUGCUGCCUCUUCCACCGUCGCUCUGACUUUCGAGAUACCUCGCUUGGGUGCUGUCCAACGACCCCAAGCCGGUACCAACAGUUGCAGCCAUCCGUCCCAGCGCGGAUCCGCGGACCUCAACCAUCACACCGCAUUGGUCAAUCAUGGCCGUCUUUGUUGACUUGGGCGACGAGGACAAUGUGCCGUCCCAGAACGGAUCAUCAUUGUGGAACGGCCAAGUUGACCCGACCAAGUCCGUCCAGAUGGCCGGGCCGGGCGGCACCGCACCCGGCGGUGGAGGCACCAACGCCCACACCGACACCGCGGACAACCAACCCGAGCAGGCUCACGGGCUUGCCGUCAGGGAGAACCUGAACCGGAACUCCAUGACGCAAGCUCUGGGAUGCUAUCCUAUCAUCAUGUCGGUGGCCGCCUCCAUCGACCUCAACACGCUCGACAACCUGUCGCGGACCUGCCGCCAGAUCCGCCAGGGCCUGCUGCAGUACCGCAAGAUGCUGCUCGUGUCGACGCUGCAUUGCGUCAACGAGGACCUCCCCGUCGACCCGGAGGAGACGCUGCGCUACCGAGCCCGUGCUGGCAACUGGUACUACAUGCAAGACGCAGGGCGAGCCACUUAUUACGGGAAGGCGGGCCAAUGUGCUCGGGACCUGGUGGCCGAGUGUCGCCGGUGCGGCACCGUCGUCUGUCGGAAUUGUGCCAUCAAGCCGCCGGCUCCCAUUGUCCUGCGCGACCGACACCGGCGCCUCUGCGAUGCAUGCGUGCACGCGCCCCUGGGCUCGCUAGUCAAGCCGCCCCUCGGCCCUGAAAUCCGCGUCGACUCGGACGACAUGGAACGAGCGAUCUGCAGAUGUGCUUCGGACGGCGUCUGGCUCUGCCAGCCGUGUGGCAGAUCCAUCCUGGGCGAUGAUAUGGAGUACAAAGGCAUCUGGAAAUGGCGCAACCAGUACACCGAAGUCCUCGGCGGACUCGGCACCGGCAUCGGCGAGGGCGACCGCGGCGUCAUCUGCGGCCGCGAGAGCGAGUGCUGCGCGGCGCGCGAGCGCGAGCAAGAGACCGACGGCGACGCCGAGGACGCGCGCGAGGCCGAACACUACCAGCACUCCUCCGGCACGCCGCACAGCAUCGCGAGCAGCAGCAGUAGCAACAGCAGCACCACCACCUCGUCCCUCUCCCCAUGGGCCCUGGGCGGCGGCGCCACCAGCCUGGGCAGCCUGGGCAGCCCGUCGUCGGGCGCGUCGUCGCUGCUCGGCCGGCGGACGCCGAGCCCGGCGCUCAAGCCCGGGUACGAGAGGCACGAGAUCGAGGGGAUCGGCGGCGUCAUGAAGAAGAAGCUCGUGCGGAUGGUCCGGGUCGGCGCCUGCGUGCCCGAGUGGGAGGACGAGCGCGCCAAGGGGGACAUCCUGGGCCGCGAGAUGCAGGGGCUGCGGCGCAGCUGGUGCGGCUGGUGCCGGCGGGUGAUCCCCUCGAGGAAGGACUACGAGAUGGAUCGGCAGGCUGAGGGCAAGGGCAAGGGGAAGGAAAUGGAGCGCUCGGCGAGCUGACGAGGUCCAGGCUUUGCCGGUUUUCUUGGGCGGGUAGUGAAAAUCAGUGAAUCAAGGACCUACUCUAUGGUGACGGACUCAAAGCCGGCGGGGGUACCCCAGGGUCGGGGGAGGGGUGUAGGGGAGUAACAGGAAAAAAACGGACAUAAACCUUGAGACGAACAUCAUGCGUAAGCCCGAAAUCAUAGCCACCAACCUGAG
Molecule: messenger RNA, 1935 nt
Organism: Thermothielavioides terrestris NRRL 8126
Lineage: Eukaryota; Fungi; Ascomycota; Sordariomycetes; Sordariales; Chaetomiaceae
Exons: 4
Coding region: 337-1734 (465 amino acids)
Source: RefSeq, a predicted model, not a curated record